CUCUCCUUGGUGUACCUGUCCCGGGGAAUAUAAACAUCUCCCACGCGGCCGUAUUUCUCAAAAACUCGGCGCAGAGUCUCCGGUGAAGUACGGUACGUCAGGUUGUCCACUUUCAGGGAGGUCAUCCCCUCAACGUCUGGCGGCGCCCUUCCGUAGCUCAUUGUCUCUGUCUCCAGUCAACACAGCAGCUCAGCCCAACCCCGUUAGGUCCCACUGUUAUGCUCGUCUUGUUAUGUUCCAAUUUGUGUAAUUAUUGCAAAUUUUGUCAAUGUUAUGACACUGGCUGUCGUCUCUACGGCACUGUUUUCACGUGAAAUGGCGGCAAUAAAGCUUCCUUUUCCUCUUUCUUUGCGCCCGUGUUGGCUUCCUCUGAUUGGCUACUCGACGAUUCACCUUCUACCACUUCUGCCGCAGCACUGCCCUCUGUCGACAGGGAGUCGCUUUAAACAACAAUAUUGGACGGACCGCUACCUUCGUUCUCUUUAGAUUUGUUAAAAAAUAUUAUACAAGCUAGUUGUGAUGAGUUAACAGUGUGUUUGUUGCACUUAAAAAUGCCGGACAGUGUUACUGUGAAUCCAGGGUCGGUGUCUUACAGUUUAGUCCCUGUGGCACUACUUGUUGCAGUACCAAAAAAAACCGUUUUGCAUCACAGCGACAAUCUUUCCCGUUUUUUACGCUAAAUUUAGUUUUCUACUGCCAAUUUCCCCUCGUGUUUACAGGGUAAUGUAGUUUUUGCUCUGUGUGUAUCCCACAGCGCCGUCCUAUCUGCACUGCAGUCAGCGCUACUCGCACAUUUGGCGUAGGAAGGUCACGUUACAAAGUGGGUCGGCAGUAUCUGCUGCUGGAGAGAGGAGGACUGCGCAAAAACCACGGCCCGGAUUUGUGCCUGCCUUACGUCAUGGGGAGCCUCGGACCUCUCUGACAGGAUCCAACAACGAGAGGCACCGGGGAUGGCGUGUGAUCAACAUACAGAAGGCUGGGACAUGUCGUCGAGCACACGUCUGUUUUGAGCCACACACUAGCCCUUAGAGUAAAACCAGUCACGGAGAUUUCUCGCUUUGAUUGCGGCUCACCAUGAGAGAGAUUGUCCGCUGUUAAAGGGACAACUACGGCUGUUUUCUGCCUCAAAAACAAGCGGUUGACCGGGGAAGGAUAAGCAGCUGGAAAACUAAUCCCCGAGGAAGGUCGCGUUCACUGCGGGGCUUGGACCCGAUAGAAAUGGACAUGCAGGGCAGCACGAACUGGAUUUAAUAAUAGGGAAUAAACGAGACGCCGCGAACAAAGCGUACCCGAAGUGUUAUGCCAGUUAAUCCGUGUGGUCUUUAUUUGACUGGAAAUGGGAGCUUUAACAAGCAGACAAAACAUAGGCGUGGAAGAAGUGGACAUUCCGUCCAGUUCGGUGUACCGUUAUCCACCGAAAUCUGGAAGUUACUUCGCCAGCCAUUUCAUCAUGGGGGGAGAGAAGUUUGACUCCACCCAUCCGGAGGGUUACCUGUUUGGGGAAAACACAGACCUUAACUUCCUGGGGAUGAGACCUGUGGCGUUCCCAUACGCAGCCCCUCCCCCUCAGGAACCAGUUAAGACGUUACGAAGUCUUAUAAACAUCCGUAAGGACACUCUGCGGCUCGUACGGUGCAGUGAGGACCUGAAGCUGCCGGGUGACGAGGCGGCGGGGAAGAACAGGGCCUGUUACAACGUAGAGUUCACCUUUGACGCUGACACACAGGUGGCCAUAACCAUCUACUACCAGGCCAUGGAGGAGUUUCACAGUGGAGUGCCAGUGUACCUGCCUCAGGACAGCUCUCUGCAGUCUGAGACGGUGCAUUUUAAGAGGGGAGUGUGCCAGCAGUUCUGUCUGCCCUCACACACCGUCAACCUUAGCGAGUGGGCCGACGAGGAGCUACUCUUUGACAUGGACAAAGAGGUUUUCCCCAUGGUGGUGCAGGCUGUUGUCGACGAGGGGGAUGAACAUCUGGGCCACUCACACAUACUGCUGGCUACAUUUGAAAAGCACAUGGACAGCAGCUACUGUGUGAAGCCUCUGAAGCAGAAACAAGUGGUGGAUGGAGUGAGUUAUCUACUGCAGGAGAUCUAUGGGAUCGAGAACAAAUACAACAGCCAAGAAUCAAAGGUUGCUGACGAUGAGAUCAGUGACAACAGUGCUGAGUGUGUGGUGUGUUUGUCGGAUGUGCGAGACACACUCAUCCUCCCGUGCAGACACCUGUGUCUCUGCAACGCCUGCGCAGACACUCUGCGCUACCAGGCCAACUGCUGCCCCAUCUGCAGGCUGCCAUUCAGAGCUCUGCUGCAGAUCCGAGCCAUGAGGAAGAAACUGAGUCCUCUGUCACCCACCAGCUUUAACCCCGUCAUCACUUCACAGACCUCUGACUCGGAGGAACACUCGGCGUCGGAGCACAUCCCUCCGGGCUAUGAGGUGGUGUCUCUCCUGGAGGCGUUGAACGGCCCCCUCAGCACCUCCUCUGUGAAUCCCCCUCCUCUCCACUCCGGUCCCAGCAACAUUACUGGGACGCUGCCUCCGUACAGCAGUGAGCCUCACCCGGCACCGGCACGCUCCCUCUCCCCUCUCGACCACUCCAACUCCAGUCAGGGACUCAAACUCAAGAAGAGUGGUUCAAAGUCACUUUCCCAGAAUUCAUCUGUGCUUCCUGAGGAGGAGGACGAGAAAUCUUGCAGUGAAUCCGAGGCCUGUCGCCACAAACUUGCCGUAGGCCAGCAGGAGAACGGAGUGACUCCAGACAGCGAGAACCUGACUCUCUCCUCCUCUGGAGCCAUCGACCAGUCUUCCUGCACAGGAACCCCACUGUCUUCCACCAUCACCUCCCCUGAAGACCCAGUGAGCACCAGCCUGGUCCAGUCAGUGAUGUCCAUGGCCUCGUCCCACUCGCAGCACUCCCACAUCAGCACUGACACCAUGUCCUCCAUGUCAGGGUCCUACCUGGCUGGGGCUGAAGGUGAGCCCGGGGGGGACGAGGGCGGAGAUGCCGAGGGCGACGAGAACCAGGACGCCCCCAUGGAGAGCCGAGGACCGUCGCAGCAGGGCGGGGAGUUUUCCCAGGAGCCAAAGGAACAAAACUACUCAGUGGCUGUGGAGGAGCAAGACUCAGAGGGGAAUGAUGUCACUGAAGAGGACUGCUCCUCCCCAUCCAAUGGGAAAGGUGGGCGGAGCAGGUGUCCAGAGUUGGCCAAUAACAAUCAGGGCGUCGCCCUCUGUGACACGCCCUCUUUGGGGUUGGAUAAUGAGCAGGCUCCCGACAGCCGAUUCGCCGAUGAGGAGUCGUGCCCAGUGCACAUUGAGGACUAGGCCUGAUGUACCUCGGGGGCUACAGGCCUGUCUUGGAGCCCCCCGCCCACCACAGCUCCACCAGCAACAUCAACAUGGAGGAGCAGGGGGCUGAGAACCGGGACGGCCAGAGUCCCAAACAUCCCCGCCGCGGACCACUCAUUGUGUAACACACUCAAACACACACACACAGAAAACCAGAUUUCUCCGUCCAGAGUCAGCUUACCCUGCCAUAGUGCUGCAUUGCUGGAUAUUGUCCUGCAGGGAACCCCCACACCCACCCCCCUAUACCAUCUGUCUUGAUUGUCGCUGCUGGCACUAAACUUCUCCCGAGCAGAAAGAGGAGGAAAGAGGAACAGAAGGGCAUCAUAUGGCUGUCGUCAGUGCACUUUUAGCUCAGUGUAUUUUCUUUGUUUAGAUUUUGUUGUAUUUAGCCCACUGCUACGUUAUUAUUUAUUACCUGUAGGUCUAACCAAUGAGAGCUUUGUAUUGUGACACUAUAUCUAUGAAAAUACAUGCUACUCCUCUCCUCUCCUUUCCGCUCUACUCUUACCAGCCAAACAGUCAGGGGCUACUGUGAUCGGCAAUCUGAUUUAUUACUGAUGUACUUCUUCUCCCUUAUAAACUGUAUGUUGAACAAGUGUUUGUACACUACUUUAAAGUCAGCUCACACCGGACUACCUUACCUUGGCGAACUAACACGUGCUGACUCUUGUCUUCGGAUCAGGGAGCUCCCGUCUUGACUUCGCAUGCAGCUUUCAACCUCUGCAGAUGUUUCUCUUUCCCGCCAUUUUUUUCCAAACAGCCUCGGACUUGUAAGGCGGCGGAGGAGCCAGGAAAUGGCGGCCAAAAUGAACAGAAAUGGACUGGAAAGAAAGACAAAAAAAAAAAAGGCACGUCACAACGAAUGUAAGACGAUGAACGUUGUUCUCUUAGAAGGGGAAUGUACAUGACAUUUAAAUUGUCAUCUCAACUGAGAUUCAAUAUGAACUUCGAACCCUAAACUGGUUCUUUACACACAAACACACCAACCACGCCAUACUCUCUUUCUUCAGUUCCAUCUUAGCAUGUCAGUAUUAUCUUAGUGCAACUGGAAUCCAACAAGAACCACCAAGCAAUACCAAUCUUCAUCUCUUGCAGUUCAAACUGUCCUGCAUUCAAAUCCAGACAUUUCAAUGUGUUUAAUUUUAUUUGUGAUUUUGUUUUUUGCCAUUGUGAAGGGAUUUAUGGGGGAAAACAUGAUACAGUGAAUUUGAGAACCUAAAGGUGAGAUUUAGGUGACUGUUAGCUGGCAUUUGGUUCAUCCUCAUUUUAACAUAAUCUCUACGAGCCCCUUUCUCCUCGUUCGUGAAGCUUUUAGUUGUUUGUUUUGUAAAACCUUAAUGUAUAGCUCACACAUUGUCGAUGUUCUAUGCUCCCAUGCUUUUAAUUUGUUGCAAAACACUGUGUCAUUUACUAGAACGUGAAUGAAAACAAGGUUUACACACUCGCAUAACGAAAAACUGAAAAAGGGACAAUGUCAACAUUUAAUGCACUAUUAUCUGUUUCCUAGACAACACACUUUGCGGUGCAUGAGGUGAUAGUAGAGUAAGCAUGUUAGUCUAGGUCAGCCUGCACCCUCCUGUAGAAAACUUGAUGAUGGAUCACUGCACACACAAAGCCGGACCAUAUCCCCUCUGCAGUGUUAUAUAUCGGUUUCAGGAGGCCUAUUCCCUCGACCCGGACUGUUGGGUCAGGAGGACUGCAUUAGUAUAUCCAAACUGCAACCAGUCAUGUGAUCACUGAUCGAAUGUGUAUAUGAAGCUGUUCUCUGGCACCAGUCACAGUAUGAUAUCAAAGGAAUGGGUCCAAAUCUGCAAGACCCCCACUUUUCUAGAACUAUGGGUGAAAAUGUCAAAGAAAACAUCAAACAGAUAAUAAAGUUUUUGCAACUAAA
This is a messenger RNA of Eleginops maclovinus (Patagonian blennie), 5237 nucleotides long. RefSeq names its product ring finger protein 157 (gene rnf157). The record is from RefSeq and is a predicted model, not a curated record. Gene Ontology annotation, molecular function: ubiquitin protein ligase activity. NCBI's taxonomy places the organism in Eukaryota, Metazoa, Chordata, Actinopteri, Perciformes, Eleginopidae. Gene Ontology annotation, biological process: protein ubiquitination. Bases 1337 to 3322 code for a protein of 661 amino acids. The transcript is spliced from 20 exons. Gene Ontology annotation, cellular component: cytoplasm.